AUUAACCACCUCCCGUCCGGCUGUUGUAUAUAAAUGGCCGGACGGUGGCAGUGCAGGGUUGGGUGGUCGUUUAUAAAUGGCCUCACCGCACUCUGCUUGGCGCGCUCCCUGGUGCCGCUGUGUCCUCCGGACACAGUGGAACACCGAUUGUCGGACGGGACCUCUGUGCGAGGUCCCGAUCAUGUGAUCACUGAUUGGCCAAUCAGUGAUCACAUGCAGAAGUAGUAAGCAAGAUGUCACUUCUGAAAUCAUUGCUUACUACGUGUGAAAUCUGUGAAUGAUCACAGAGGUCACAUGGCACAAGGCUAUUCACAAGAGCCUUGUACCAUGUGACAAGCUGUGACCAAUCACAGCUCAC
Staurois parvus is the source of this 358-nucleotide messenger RNA. The record is from the annotation of a GenBank genome assembly. NCBI's taxonomy places the organism in Eukaryota, Metazoa, Chordata, Amphibia, Anura, Ranidae.